This is a messenger RNA of Mobula hypostoma (lesser devil ray), 4197 nucleotides long. It is a transcript of the gene pex13, whose product is annotated as peroxisomal biogenesis factor 13. The record is from RefSeq and is a predicted model, not a curated record. NCBI's taxonomy places the organism in Eukaryota, Metazoa, Chordata, Chondrichthyes, Myliobatiformes, Myliobatidae. Gene Ontology annotation, molecular function: protein binding. Gene Ontology annotation, biological process: protein import into peroxisome matrix, docking. The transcript has 4 exons. Gene Ontology annotation, cellular component: peroxisomal membrane; peroxisome; peroxisomal importomer complex. The coding region runs from base 63 to 1247 and encodes 394 amino acids.
AGUUCAUUGCAGCUGAAAGUGCGGAGAGGUCGUAUUGCCCGAAUGUUUUUAGAGCAAAGAUAAUGGGAUCACAGCCACCACCAAAACCCUGGGAAAGACGGAUCCCGGGAAAUAUAAGUGCCCCGUCCUUCCAAUCUGCUGAUUUGGUAUCUGGCCUGCCUGCAAGACAAGGACAGCCUGUUGUUGCACGAAUUCCACCUCCUGUUCCUCCAAGAGCAUCGCAACAGACUGGCGUUGGCAACCUCAGCACUUAUAGAUCAGCCUAUAACACCUUCUCUCCAGCAUACACACCAUACGGAAGCUCUUUAUAUGGAGGCUAUACCCCUUAUAAUUAUGGAUAUGGAGGACUUGGCUAUAACAGGUUUCGAACAGAUGAUAUACCUCCCAGUAGGUUUGUACGCCAGGCAGAAGAAAGCAGCAGAGGAGCAUUUCAGUCUAUUGAAAGUAUUGUCCACGCAUUUGCUUCUGUUAGUAUGAUGCUUGAUGCUACUUUUUCAGCCGUUUACAACAGUUUCAGAGCAGUCUUGGAUGUUGCUAAUCACUUUUCCAGACUCCGGGUGCAUUUUACUAAAGUUCUGUCAGCAUUUGCAUUGAUCCGAACUUUGAAGUAUUUGUACAGGAAGCUACAAACAUUGCUUGGCCUACGGAACAACUCCGAGGUUGAAGAAUUAUGGGCAGAGAGUGCUGGUUCCGUGCUUCCAGCUGGAGCUGAAGACAGGUUACCUGGGUCAGGCAAAUCUUGGCCCAUUUUUAUGUUUUUUGCGGUUGUUCUCGGAGGUCCUUAUCUCAUAUGGAAAUUACUAAGCUCUGCUACUUCUGAACCAGAAUCAACAAGUUGGGCAAAUGGAGAUGAUGAUCAUAUUGUUGCAAGAGCAGAGUAUGAUUUCACUGCUGGGACAGAAGAAGAGCUCUCAUUUCGUUCAGGUGAUCUGCUCAACCUGGCACCCAAAGAACAACAGCCAAAAGUGCGUGGGUGGUUGCUGGCCUGUUUGGAUGGCCAAACAACUGGAUUAGUGCCGGCUAAUUAUGUCAGAAUUUUAGGUAAAAGGCGGGGCAGAAAGCAAGUGGAGCUGGAAAGCAUUGCAAAGCAACAACCACAGAGACAUGGUGAUUCAACAGCUGCAGGAACCUCAUUCAAGGAACAGCAGGCAGUCUUUGAAUCUGCUUUUUCUGAAACAUCAAAACAAAAUAUGGAUUCUGGCACUAUAGAAUCUGUAAAUACUGGGAAAGAUAUAAUGAAUGCCUGAAAAUAUAAAUUUUAAUAAGGUUGAUCCUUCCCUACCUGCCUUCUGCUCUAUUAAAUUCUAUUCAUAGGUUUUAAGCUUCUGGUGUACUAUGUCUUUCAUUCUCAAUCUAGUAACAUAUUCUUGGAUUAAAGAAUUUGGAAAAUUAAUUUAAGUGUCACCACUAUGUAUCCUUUUCCUGAUCUACGUGCACCAGAUAAAUAAUGUACAUGAGGACAAAUAAUUAAUGGUUAGUAAAAUUUUAAUUUUGGCUUAAGAUUUCCACAGCUGUGGGUUGACUGUCUAAAUACGUUGUUUCUUAAGGGAGAUAUGGAAUUGAUUCAAUUGGCAGUGGAUUGUUACAUUGGUAUAAAUCAAAGCUUACUGCUUGUGUAAUAUUUGAACACUCAGGGUUUAUUGGUGUUUGUGUAAUUAGUAAUAUUCCUGUAAUUUUUGUAAUACAGGUUGUGAUGCACAGUCUAUUGAUUAAAUUAACCGGAUCAUUAAACCACAAUAUCCAUAAACUCAGAAGUUAAAAUGGACAUGGCGAACAUGCAUUUUUAAGCUGUUGACAAAAUGCAGAAGAGAAAAUAUUGUCUGAAUUAAUUAAAUAACCAUGAAAUUUGUACUAAAAUUUGGCAGAAUAUUGUGAUUUAUAGCAAUGUUCCAACAAGGAGAAAUUGUUGGUUAAGAAAACUUGUAGAAUCUUCUUGUUUUCAAGGCUCAUGAUAAAGGCUGAAAGGUAGUGUAAUGGAAUGGAUGUGACUAGAUGUAAGUAGUAAAUGAUUAAAUAUAAUUGUAAAAUAAUUAAAAAUAAUAGGGAAGUGCUUCUGAAAAAUAAUCAAGUUGUGCAAAUGGAGAUCAUUACAUUGGAAGAGCAGAGGAUGAUUUCCCAGCUGGGUCACAAGAGAUUUCAUUCCUUUUGGUGAUGUACUCAUUCCAUUAAAAACUGGUCUUUUCAUGUCUACAUGCAACUUGGGAUUCAUAACACAAACAUUAUUACUAUAUAAUUAGUCAAUAAAACUUGCACAGUCUUGUUUACAUUGUGGAAGUUUAUACAUAUUUAAUGUCUUGCCCUCCCAUUUUAUCAUGUGUCAGAGCUCCAUGCAUUUUCAAGGGGAUGAUGAAAGUGCAUUGCACAAAAGAUGUGCAGCAAAGAUAACAUGGUCUUGUUAAAUUAGGUCUGUGAGAUGUUUAAAUAUGUAUACAUUUCAUCCAUAUAACGUUAUUCCCAUCUUAUUAUCCCCAUGAUACUAAACAAAUAUACCUGAACCCAAUAUGAUGUGCAUGUAGAUUAGGAGGAUCAGUGUUCUGAUGUUAAUGCAGCUGGGAAUCUGUGAUGGGAUUGACCUCCAAGCUCUUGUGUUACUGUACAGGUGAACAAUAGACGAAGAUUCUGAGGCUUGGGUAUGAAUCUAAGAGGUAAUUCUGAUUACUGUUAAGAUAUUUGCCCAAAAUUUUCACAAAAAUAGACAGCUACUACACAUGGAAUUGGCAGAGUUAAUUUCAAAACGUGAAAACUCUGGAUCACCCUCAAACCUGAUAAGUCCGCUGCACUCCUAAACUUUUCAUGAGUUUAGCACUGGAGUGUCAACUUGUUACAGUUUCUCAUCAGUAAUGCUUAGAAAUCUGCCAGCUGAAUUUGUGGAAUGUUGCAACCUCAAUGAUUAUUGAUUUCAAUAGAGAUGAACAGCUGCAAGGGUGUUGGUAACUGUUUUUGUGAAUUGGAAUCAUUUAAAUUAUUGUGGCUUUUCUAGUGUCAAGUUUUUAUCAUAAUUUUAAAGUUUGAAGGUCAGACAUUCAUGAAAGAUGUUUUGUGGUUUUGACGACUAAUGGGAGUGUGGUAUCUCCAGCUAUAGGAACUUUUCUGUAGGAUUUUUGAUUUUGCAGUGGAUGGUUGGUGAACUUCUGCAGGGAAAUGUAAUAGCCCUUGCUUAGUAAACAAAGUUGUGAAACAGUUGAAGACUAGUAAUUACUUGACCUGUUUUACCACAUCAUUUACUAGUGCAGUUUUCAAUCUGUUUUUUAAUUGUGUAGUAGAUGAUCAAAGCAUUUGAUGUGAAUACUUUUAACAUUAUUUCUCAGAUACAAAGGUAACACAAAGUAUAAUUUUAACAAAUUACUGGUUUUAAAAAUAAUACUUUUCCGAAAGAUUUUCUUUGCUAUCGUACAAGGCAUACUACAGAAAUGUUGAGGUAUCUUUAGUUAAAUUCCAGACAAAUUCUGAACUUCAUGAAAAAUCUGUUAAUGUACAAAAUUAUGGGUAUUCUAAAAGUAAGUUUCAUUAAAAUGAUCACCAAAGUAUAAAUGGAGUAUGUUGUACAGUUUUUUGCCUGCAUUUCAAAUCCCUUAAAUAUCUUAAUGAUACUUGUCAACAGCUGCGUGCAUUCGCUAUUGUUGUGCUUUGAACUGAUGUAUUUGAGUGUUCAGUAAUGCAUGAGGGCAAUUUAUGCAGAUUAUCUAGAACCCAUUUUGAGAACACAUGCAAUUAUUUGUGUAAUAAAAGUAAUUUGCCACAAAAAUAAGGGUCUUGUGAGUUACAAACUUUUAAAAUACACUUGGCUUCAAUUUCAUUUGCAGUCAUUUCAUUUUCUUUGACAAUAAAAGUUUUUAAAUUAGUGAAAAAGUCUAUCAUCUGCAAAGAUGACAAUAUUGGGAAUAACUUACAGUGCAAAUUAGCUUUAGAACAAUCAAACUCAAGUGGACAGUUAGAUCAUUUGAAGAAUAUGCAUUUUCUUUGAAACUAAAAUGUGUUUACUACAGUAAUGUGAAAUUUAUAGAGGUAGAAAUAACAUGCAUUUUGCAUUCAAAGGAAAGAUCAAUUUGAGUACUUGGUCAUAUUUAAAAUUAUUGUACAAUGUACUAACAUCAAUAAAACUAUUUUCUCAGAAAUAUUAUUGAAGAUUAUUUCAAUAAUGCUGUCACAUGGUCAUAAUCACACAAAGGAGAAUGUUCCAAAAACUUGUAAUAAUGG